AUGGACCCAAUCAAGUAUGUAUUUGAAAGCUUUGUUCAUGCCAAAGAGGAUAGCAAAAUGGCAGUCAUACUUUCUACAUAUGACAUUGUCUACAUGACUAGAAAGGCAGUGAAAGGAAAAGUGAUUACUGAUCUCCUAGCAGAAAACCCGAUGCAGCAUUAUGAAGCCUUGGAUUUCGAAUUCCCUGAUGAGUAUAUUAAUGAAGUCAGCAGUGAUAACAAAGAACCGAAUGACGUAUGGGAAAUGUAUCUCGAUGGAGCAGUCAAUUUGUCAGGUAAUGGGAUUGCAGUAGUUUUGAUGUCCCCAAAUGGAAAAUACUUCCCAAUAGCUAUCAAGCUAAGGUUCAACUGCACCAACAAUGUUGCAGAAUAUGAAGCCUGUGUGAUAGGUUUACAAGCUGCCAUCAAAAUGAAGAUCAAGAAAUUAAAGGUGUAUGGAGAUCCGACCUUGAUCAUUUACCAAGUUAAAGGGGAAUGGCAAACUAAAGACCCAAAACUAGUCCCGUAUUAA
Molecule: messenger RNA, 510 nt
Organism: Hevea brasiliensis (rubber tree)
Lineage: Eukaryota; Viridiplantae; Streptophyta; Magnoliopsida; Malpighiales; Euphorbiaceae
Exons: 1
Coding region: 1-510 (169 amino acids)
Molecular function (GO): nucleic acid binding; RNA-DNA hybrid ribonuclease activity
Source: RefSeq, a predicted model, not a curated record